Messenger RNA from Cantharellus anzutake, 1031 nucleotides. RefSeq lists its product as uncharacterized. The record is from RefSeq and is a predicted model, not a curated record. The annotation marks the transcript as partial. The transcript has a single exon. Lineage: Eukaryota; Fungi; Basidiomycota; Agaricomycetes; Cantharellales; Hydnaceae.
UGAGUUCCGAGUCCACAAAAUCAUCCUCUCUCUCGCAUCUUCAUUCUUCAGUGACAUGUUCAAAUUGCCUCAAGCGGACUCCCAAAGUGAAUUACCAUCUGUUACGAUGACGGAAGAUGCAAGGACUCUGGAACUCUUGCUCAAGAUUGUGUACCCGAUCGAAGCUGGCCCGAAGGAAAUCGACCUUGAGCUGGCAAUGAAUGCUUAUCGUGCUGCCGAAAAGUUCCAGUUUCACAAAGUUUCAUCAACAAUCCAUAAUCAGUUACAAUCUAUCCUAAAGACGGUUGAGAACCCGUUAGAGGCAUGGGCGAUUGCUGUACAGCUGAACUUUCCCCAGGCUUCCAGAGACGCAGAGCUUCGGUUCAUCAGCAUGUAUACGAGGAAGUGCUUCCAUCCCUUGCCGAAACAUCUGAACAUGGUUCCCGUAGAGAAAUUCGCGUUGCUGAUCGACAAGAAGGAGUAUAUCAUUGAACAGGCAAGACGCAAAUUAAAGCGUGCUCUGACGUUCGAGACAAGCCACAGGCCCCCCUGUCAAUGUGAUCCUUGUCCGCUCUGCAACUCCUUCGCACACAUCUUUGUCUCUAUGACCGCCAAGUUUAACCCAUUCAAUCCUAGGUGCACUUCUACAUCCACACUCCAAAAAUGCUUCCAGCAAGCCACAGCACAUCACUCGUGCCGCAGGUGGGCACGGCCUCCUAAUCAAUCUGAUCAGGAGAUGCUGGAAUUGGUGCUUACGAAGGUGUUGUUGUCAGCAGAGCCUAAAUAGAUCUGUAACCUCUCGUAUGGCGCAUGCGAUGAACUGAGACACCCGAGACAGGAGGUUGUCUGUUUUAGUGAUGCAGUAGUGGCUCAAAUACAUGCAUAAAAGUCGUCGCCUUGGAUGUAUAUAUUUGCAGUUGGUUAGCGCGUGAUGGUCGGUUUCUUUCAUCUUAGGAGAAGCGUUGCGUCUGGAGUUGUCAUGAAAUUGGGUUAUACAGGAUAUCAGUGAGUCAAAUCGGGAUAACUGAUUCCAUGUCGCAAAUAUUUCGAGA